Molecule: messenger RNA, 686 nt
Organism: Drosophila subobscura
Lineage: Eukaryota; Metazoa; Arthropoda; Insecta; Diptera; Drosophilidae
Exons: 2
Coding region: 32-658 (208 amino acids)
Source: RefSeq, a predicted model, not a curated record
AGCGCAGCUCAGUGCGCGAAAAGCAAUCGAAAUGAACUCAGUUGCGUUGCUCUGUGUCUGCCUCAUGGCUGUGGCAUGGGCUCUGCCCACCCCGAACCCAUCUUCUCCCGUGCCGAACAUAGAAGUGGAGCUGCCAGUGCCGGAUGAGCUGUCGUUUGAGACCACAGCCACCGAGAAUGACUGGUUCGAGGCAACUUCUGAGAGUAGCUCCACACCGCAGGGGGAUAUUCUCACUACGGAGAUGGCCCCUGAGAUUGUCACGUCGGAGGAUGACAGCUCGACGGCUUUGCCAUUGGAGGAGUUCACAACGGAAGGCACAAUCUCGGAGGAAAAUCCGCAAUCCUCGCAGACACCAACAAACAGUGAGGAGAGCACAACAGAGCUCUCGGCAGAGGCCAAAGAUCAGUUGCAUUGUCUGGCUGACUGGGACAAAUUCUUGGUUGACUUUGAGCGCCUCUAUGCCAGUGAAAUUGAGGCGGAGCAGCGUCGUGAUGCCUUCUGCGACAACUGGCGAAAGAUCAGGAAGCACAAUAAACUAUUCGAUCAGGGACUGGUGACCUACCAGCUGGGCAUCAACCAGUUCAGCGAUCGGACGUUCGAGGAAUGGCGCAAGAAGCAACUGCCACAUCCCAUUUUCAUGGAGGAGGAUGAUGUUUGAUAAUUAAAUAAUUGCACAUGUCCACGAA